AAAAAAAAAAAAAAUUUUUUUUUUCCUUACCAAAUAAAAUAAUUUUCAAUGGUCCGGUUAACAUCGUGGUCACUGUUGACCCUUUUUGUGGUCUGGAUAACUUGUAUAAGUGCCAAUGAAGAUUCUUUGACUAAUCCUUUAGAUCAAAAAUGCUCGUUGAUGUUUGAAAAAUCGGCAAUUGUUGGAGGGAAAAAUUCCGUUAUUUCACUAAAAUUGAAUCCAGAUAAUAAAGUAACAACUGGAAAUGUCGCAGCAGUUGUAGCUGAAUGGAAAGAUUAUUAUAAAAUAGGUCAUAAAUUGGAAGAUGGGAAGGAAAUUCUCAUUUGUGAUCAAGCUGCUAUUGAUUUGAAUUUUUGUUCAAAGUCACAGGAAAAUAAUUUUAUUGUCCCCAUUAAUGAAACAACAUCCAUUGUUACUCAUUUCUUUAACCUUAAAUCAAAGGAUACAUAUACAUUUAAUUAUCCAAUUAACAAGACAGCGUUUUAUUGUGUUGCUACUAGUCCUGUUAAUAAUGAUGAUACCCAAUAUUUUGUUACGAUUGAUUGGCAAAAUCCUUAUGGAGAAUUACCUGCUUCAGAAUAUCCAAAAUUACCAUUUUAUGGAGCUUUAUCAUUAAUAUAUUUGGUAAUCGGUAUCGUAUGGAUGACUUUGAGUAUAAUUCACCGGCAUGAUAUUUUACCUGUUCAGAAUUAUAUAUCCGGAGUCAUCCUGUUUCUCAUGUUGGAGAUGGCUUUCAAUUGGGGAUAUUGGGAAAAUUAUAAUUCAUAUGGACAUUCUUCAACAUUCCUUAUUAUUGUGGUCGCUAUUCUCAAUGCUGGAAGAAAUUCCAUUUCAUUUUUUAUGCUAUUGAUUGUAUGCAUGGGCUAUGGAGUUGUAAAACCUACACUUGGAAGCACGAUGAAUAAAUGUCGUGCAUUAGCAGCUACACAUUUCUUAUUUGGCAUAAUUUAUUCAGCUGGUACAAUGCUUUUAGAUCCAGAAAAUGCGAACCCUCUUAUUUUUCUAGUCAUUUUUCCUCUUGCCCUCACAAUGACAGCAUUCUAUAUUUGGACACUUCAAUCAAUAACCAACACACUUCAAACGCUUGAAAUCCGUAAACAAACCGUGAAAUCUUUAAUGUAUAAACGAUUAUAUAGAUUACUUGUAUUUUCAGUCGCUGUUCUUGGGGUUUUCUUUUUCAUAAACAUGAUUAAUUACCUUCGUCGAGAAGAUCCUGAUUGGAUACCGACAUAUUGGCGUUGGAGAUGGUUUCUUUUAGAUGGAUGGUUAAAUAUUUUAUAUUUAAUUGUAUUUUGCGUAAUACUUAUUAUUUGGAGACCCACACGAAAUAAUAAGAGAUUUGCGAUGAGUGAGGAAUUAACACAAGAAGAUCCUUAUGAAUUAGAAAACACACUCCGAGCAGCUGAAAAUAUGGGGUAUGAUAAUGUGAAAUUCAGAUCUGAGAGCGACAGGUUACAUAAUGAUAGUGGAUCUGCUAUAUUCGAUAUUGGGGAUGAACAUGAUGAUGAUGAUGAUGAAUUUAAUAACAAAUGGGAUGAUGAAUCUACCGUAAGAGCAAGUCAUGGGGAUAGUUCUCAAUCAAGUCAUGAAGUAACUUCCCAAAGAGUAAAUAUUGAGGAAAAUCAAGAUCAUAUUGAACAAGAAAUUUCAAAAUUAAAUUAAGUGUAUACAUUUUUAUCGUGAAACAUUAAUAAUUAGAACAUUGUUAUUAUUAUUAUUAUCUUUUUUU
Messenger RNA from Rhizophagus irregularis DAOM 181602=DAOM 197198, 1729 nucleotides. RefSeq lists its product as uncharacterized. The record is from RefSeq and is a predicted model, not a curated record. Lineage: Eukaryota; Fungi; Glomeromycota; Glomeromycetes; Glomerales; Glomeraceae. Gene Ontology annotation, biological process: retrograde transport, endosome to Golgi. Gene Ontology annotation, cellular component: Golgi apparatus; membrane.